Salvia splendens (bonfire salvia) is the source of this 4481-nucleotide messenger RNA. Its product is annotated as DNA repair protein REV1-like. Lineage: Eukaryota; Viridiplantae; Streptophyta; Magnoliopsida; Lamiales; Lamiaceae. The record is from RefSeq and is a predicted model, not a curated record. Gene Ontology annotation, cellular component: nucleus. The coding region runs from base 46 to 3990 and encodes 1314 amino acids. Gene Ontology annotation, molecular function: deoxycytidyl transferase activity; DNA-directed DNA polymerase activity; damaged DNA binding. The transcript has 23 exons. Gene Ontology annotation, biological process: error-free translesion synthesis; error-prone translesion synthesis.
AAUAGACUAAUUCUCGUCUCACUCAGCUUGCCAAUUUUUUCUACUAUGUCUACAUUCGACACAAAUCACGGCGUCACCGCUUUGCCGCGUCAUUUAAAUUCUUCCCCUCCAAGUUUCAGUUUCUUAUAUAAAUCCUUCACGAAUACAUUUCUCGAUUUUUCACAAUUCAAAUUUGCACUUGAGAGUUUUUCCAUUAUCUUUGCCAUAGUGAUGAGUUCUAAUUCGGCUUCCAAAUCGAAACGGAGUUUGAAAUCGACGUCUGCAAACCCUUCUUCAUCCGAUGGCAAGAGGAAAAAAACCGCUCAGAAAACCCUCGGGAUGGCUUGGGGAGCGAAUUCUCGUUCCGGCUUCCGAAAGUCGCCAUUCACCGACGUUGGCAGUUACAUGGCUGUGAAGAAUCAGAAAUUACACGAGCAGUUUGCUGCGGCUGCUUCAAGCUCUUCGUGCAGUGGGUCCAGUUCGGGGAAUAUAUUUUCUGGGGUCUCAAUUUUUGUUGAUGGAUAUACUGUUCCCUCAAGUCAGGAGCUCCGAGGAUAUAUGUUGAAGUAUGGAGGUCGCUUUGAAAAUUAUUUUUCAAGGCAUCGGGUCACACAUAUAAUUUGCAGCAAUCUCCCUGACAGUAAAAUCAAGAAUUUGAGGGCUUUCAGCGGUGGGCUUCCAAUUGUUAAACCUGCAUGGCUGCUGGAAUCUGUUGCUGCUAAUAAACUUCUUAGUUGGACUCCUUAUCAACUUGAUCAACUUGCUGCUGAAAAUUGUAACCAAGCAAAGUUGUCUGCCUUCUUCACUCUCCAAUGCAACGAAACACCAAAGAUUGCAAAUAUUUCUGUUGAUGAUUGUGACAAUCAAUUAUUUAUUAAGAAGGAUGAAGGUUGUGCCUCUUUAGAACAAGCAGAAAGCUGCAAUGAAGAAGAGAUUGACCUUGUGCAACUUAAGACUGAUAGGGUGAUGUCUGAAGGGCCAUCAUGUAGUGUAGAAAGUUCAUGUGAAGUAAAAGGUCUUGAACAGAGCGAUUGUUCACCUUCAGAUAUGAAAAUUUCUGAUUUAGAGUACAAGUCUAGUCCAUGCAAGGCUUCUGUUUCUCAUUGCAGCAAUAGCCUUGAUAAUUUUAACUCUUGUGAAGCUUCAUGUUCAAGAAACUGUUUGCCCACUAAUCAACUCCACUCAACACUCUCAGAUCCCAAUUUUGUGGAAAAUUAUUUUAAGAGUUCCAGGCUGCAUUUUAUUGGUACUUGGAGACACCGAUAUCGUAAGAAAUUUCCUAGCUUGUCUAAUGGGAUUACAUUUGGAGUUUCUAAUCUCUACAAUGCGGGUUCCAGUCUGAAAACUGGUGUAGCGAAUGAGCAGAAAGUUGUGAUACACAUCGACAUGGACUGCUUCUUUGUUUCAGUAGUCAUCAGGAACCAUCCUGAAUUACAGGGGAAACCUGUUGCCGUCUGUCAUUCAGAUAAUCCCCGUGGCACAGCUGAAAUUUCAUCAGCCAAUUAUCCCGCCCGAGAAUAUGGAGUGAGGGCAGGAAUGUUUGUCAAAGAUGCUAAGAUUAGGUGCCCUCAGCUUGCAAUUGUUGCAUAUGACUUCAGAGCUUAUGAGAUGGUUGCAGAUCAGUUUUAUGACAUUCUUCACAAUCACUGCAACAAAGUGCAGGCUGUGAGCUGUGACGAAGCAUUCUUAGAUGUAUCUGACUCAAAAGUGGGGGACUAUGAGAUUUUAGCCUCGAUAAUCAGAAAGGAGAUUCUUGACACCACAGGAUGCACUGCUAGUGCAGGAAUUGCAGAAAAUAUGCUUAUGGCUCGCCUUGCCACAAGAACUGCAAAACCUGACGGGCAGUUCCAUAUUCCUCCUGGAAAGGUGGAUGAUUAUUUAUUCACACUUCCAGUUAAGGAACUUCCUGGUAUUGGACAUGUUUUGGAAGAAAAACUGAAGAAAAAACAAAUUAGAACAUGUGGCCAAUUGCGUCCAAUUGCCAAGGAGUCCCUUCAAAAGGAUUUUGGAAUGAAAACUGGAGAAAUGCUGUGGAACUAUAGUAGGGGAAUAGACAGCCGACUGGUUGGAUUGAUUCAGCAGGAAAGCAAGUCUGUUGGUGCAGACGUAAACUGGGGUGUCAGAUUCAAUAAUGCAAACGAUGUUCAGCAUUUUCUUACAAGUCUAUGCAAGGAGGUAGCACUUCGAUUGCAGGGAUGCGGAGUGCAAGGACGAACUUUUACACUCAAGAUAAAGAAGAAGAAAAGUGAUGCAGGAGAGCCAGUAAAGUACAUGGGCCAUGGGGACUGCGAGAAUCUGAGCCAUGCGAUAACGAUCCCAAUGGCCACAGAUGAUGUCGGUGUCCUUCAGAGGUUGGCAACUCAGCUUUUUGGGCAUUUCCACAUAGAUGUUGGAGAUAUUCGAGGUGUGGGUUUACAGGUCUCAAAACUUGAAGGAGCCGGUGAUAGCAAACGUGGUAACAAACGAAAUUCCAUUCUUUCCUGGGUUUCCUCUACAUCAGCAAAGGAGCAGAACCAGAACCCAAUAAGUGAUCUUCCAAAAUGUGGUGAGUCAGAUGCUUGGAGGACAACCGAUGGUGUGUUGCGUCAGCCAGGCUCCAGCAUGAAAGGAUCCUCUAUUGAAAUGCAAGCUGGCUUGUCCAGCUCUGAAACUGGCAUUCACAAUUCCACAGGCAUUCCUCCUCUUCAAGAUUUAGAUGUGGCUGUUAUAGAGUCUUUACCCCCUGAAGUGGUUUCGGAAAUUAAUGAAAUGUAUGGAGGAAAGUUAUUAGGUUUCAUUUCUGCAAGUAAAAACAAAAUUAUCGAUACAAACAUCAAUGAUGCCUCAACAAAAAGUUGCGAAGGUGUAGCAGUUGAGGAUAUGGGAUCUGUCUCAGAGGCACAUCUUUUGGAAUCAAAUAUCGUUGCUACUGAUAAGAUUUUAAGAGACAUAGUAAUGGGUGUUUCUAAGGUAAUGGGAUGUGACAAGGAAGAAGUUCCUGAUUUUGCUGCACCUGCUACUUUCUCUCGGAAAGAUAUCAUGCCCUCAUCUCUAAGUCAAGUAGAUUCCUCAGUGUUACAAGAAUUGCCUGAGGAAUUUAGAAAAGAUAUUAUUGAGCAUCUUGGCCAUCACCAACGAGCAGAAUUUGUCAAAGGAGCCAUCAAUGAUGUGUCUGAUAAACAGACUAAAGUUGAAGCCUCUGACUUAAGUGGCCUUUGGGUCGGAAAUCCUCCGAAAUGGGUUAAGAAGUUCCAAAUAAGCAACUGUGGCUUGUUAACUAUUUUUGCUGAAAUUUAUCUGUCUGGAUCUGGUGGCUGUCUGUCUUCUCUACUGCAGUGUUUGAUGUCUAGGAUAUUUGUACUUACUGGAGUCGGCACUGACGGAUUUGGUAAUGCCGUUGGUUGGCUGCAUGAGCUUUUCAAGCAAUAUAUAGAUCUCAAAAUUACAACAGAUGUUGAGGAGAUCUAUGUAUGUAUAUGCCUAUUGAGAAGGUUGACUGGGAGGUUUGAGUUUCUCUUACAAGUCUACAAUUCUAUAAUACCUCACUUGCAGAGCAUACGCCUACUCGAAGAUGGAGAGCGAAGAUGUGGAGGAAGUGAAGCAUCGGCGUGCGCAGUUCUUGAUCUACAAGUCCCUGCAGAAGGCGGAGGGGCGGAGGCAGCCGUCAUGGUUGCGUGUGAAGAUGUUCAAGUUGAAGAUCAAGAUUGGGAAGCGGUUGAAGAAGCACAAAUCCCUACAAAAGUCACGCCUCUUUCCUCACACACACUCAAAUCAAUUGAGCGUAAACAACACCUUCAAUCAGAUCUCCACACACGCACACAAACAAUCCGCCGCAGAAAUGGUUGUGCCACUAGGUCCGGGGAAGUUCUACGGCAGCAGCCUGCCGCGCCCUCCUUCUACACCGACGUCAAGCUCAACUCCGAGAGGGUCGAUCCACCGCCCCCCGUCACCGAUCCGCUCAUCCGCUCAUGUCGUGGGCGCAAGAGGCCUACUGGUCCAUGGGCGGCCUCAACGUCAAGCGCCAUCCGGUGAGGAAAUUGGGGGAUGAUUUCGAGAGAGUGACGAGGGAGAGUGGGAUGGCGAGCAGCUCCGACGGGGAAAUUGGGGGCGGCGCUGCGGCGAGGACGAGGAGUAAGGCGAAUUUUAGUGGUGGUGGAGAGGGGAAAAGGGGGAGAAGAGGAAAUUGGUUAAGGGAGUGAGGAAGAUUGGGGGUGCUGUGGUGGCUGCCACCGCCGGAAUCAGAAGCUCGCCGCGGUUGUCGAAGAUGCGUUGAUUGGGUUUGAAGCGAAGGUGUUUGAUGAUUUGUCUCGGUGGGAUUAGGAUUGCCUUUCUGCUCAAAUCUUGCAAGCAUUUGUUACAUGCUAAACAAGAUCCAGUCGCCGGGAAUCUUCACCCAAUUUUCUGAAACUUUUUUUUUUAUAAUUUACUUUUGUUUAAUUUUUUCCAUUUUUUAUCGUAUGAAAAUUGAAAUUUUUAAAAUAAUACUAAUGUAUAGAAAUAUGAAAAUUGAAAUUUGUGACAGA